This is a messenger RNA of Diatraea saccharalis (sugarcane borer), 698 nucleotides long. NCBI's taxonomy places the organism in Eukaryota, Metazoa, Arthropoda, Insecta, Lepidoptera, Crambidae. The record is from the annotation of a GenBank genome assembly.
AAUCAAUCAUAUCUGCUGUGGUACUCAUUAGGUACCUAAAUACAGACUCAUUAAGACGUUAUCUCAGAUUAAUCCGAUAAUUUCCAAAUCAAUGCUUACUUUAAUUUUAGUAAUUUAGUGUUAUUAUUUUCACUGUGCAAACAUCAAGAUAUUUAAUGUUAUUAAGUAUAUUUAAAAUGUUUACGUUGCGUUUGCUUCUUUUAAUUUUCGUUGUCGACCAAACAUCGGCUGUCUUUUUCGAAGAUUGUGGUUCGACUUUCCACUUAACUUCGGUUUACAUAAAAGGAUGCCGGAUGCAUCCACCAUGUUUCGUCACUGUGGGCGAACAAGUAUUAGUCGGUAUGCAGUUUAUUGCCGAUUCAGUUUCUACAAAACUCGAUCAGAAUGUUGUAUUGAAUAUCAACCACGUUAAUCUACGCCCUGAAGUCACUCCAGAACAAUGCGAGUCCAUAUUGUGUCCGGUAGUGGCGAAUGCUGUUUCAUCUCUUACCAGUAUUAUGUCAGUGCCAAAUAGAAUGGCGUUGGUAAGUAUGCAUCCGAAUAUGGAUGGUGUUGGAUUUUUUAUAUUAUAAAAUUUUUGUUAGUUAUAAUUACACGACACGCUUUAAACAAUUGUAUAAAUAUUAUAAAUCUUAAUAUAUAUAUACAUAUUAAGAUCAUGACGAAUAUCUAAGCUUUACGAAUAUAUAAUCUUAGCU